UGAUAAAUUAUUAAUGAAUCCAAUUAAUAGAAGUUACUAUCAACUAAAUGCAUCUAACAUUUUGUCAACAAAGAGAGUUCCAAGUCUGACUCCACCAAAAAAUUAUCCAAGCAGUGUUUCAAAGGAAAAAAUGUAUUAAAUCAAUUGAUUUGUUAGAACUAAAUAAGUUAAGGAUAAGGCAAUUAGUGGUAACAGUUAAUAAAAAAGUGAUGUUUUCAAUUUGCCUAUGUAAAAUACUCUGUUUUUAUAAUAAUAAAAUGCCAUCUUAUCGGCAAGGAAAGCAACAAUAAAUUUAAGUGACAGUUCAGACAAAUUAAGAAAAACAUCUCCAAAUGAUAAGUAUAAUAUCUUAAUAAUAAAAGAUCUCCCAUCAAUCCUAGGUUGUCUACUUUAUAAAAAAAUAAACAAAUUAGCAUCUCUCAAUCGUAAUAAGCAAUUGCAUAAGUUUUGGCUAAAAUGUAAGAGAAUGAUAAUAUAUCUUACAUGAACAAACAAUGUAUUAAUACAAUUUAAGUUAGUGUAUCAUAAUCCUGAAAUUGAAUCGACUUAAAAAAGUACUAUUAACAGUAGAGAAUAUACUAACAAUUCCUCUAAACAUAAAACAGAAGAUUAUUAAAAACUGUAAAGAGAGAAUUAGAUUCUCUAACGGAAAGUAUUUGAACUUGAAUAAAAAGUAAUUUAGUUUGAUUUAUCAUUAAAGAUUUCUGCUUUAGAAUCAGUGAAUCAAUAAUUACUUAGUUUAGUUAAAUAAUGUGAUUGCCAUUAAACUUAAUUACGAGAAUUAGAAAUUACUAUCUGUAAUUUGAAUUAUCUAAAGGAAACAGUGAAUCCAAUUUAAAUUUAAAAUAUAACAUCUCUAGAUUUGUAAUCAAAUACAGAAUUAAAAAAAAAACUCUCUUAUUCUUAAGAUUAUUCAGAAAUUAAGCCAUAAAAUUUGUUUACUAAUCAUAAUUCUACCAAAAUGAUUGAAUAAUUUAUAGAAUAGCAUUAACUAAAUCAAACAGAGCUGAAUGUUUUUAAAGAUUUGACCAAAAAAAUGGAUGAUAAAUAAUAACCUAUACCAACUGUACUUAAAGCGUUAUCUUUAGUUAUUAAUGUAUGA
Paramecium sonneborni is the source of this 1102-nucleotide messenger RNA. The record is from the annotation of a GenBank genome assembly. Lineage: Eukaryota; Ciliophora; Oligohymenophorea; Peniculida; Parameciidae.